This is a messenger RNA of Thamnophis elegans (Western terrestrial garter snake), 1088 nucleotides long. RefSeq names its product VPS28 subunit of ESCRT-I (gene VPS28). Gene Ontology annotation, cellular component: ESCRT I complex. Lineage: Eukaryota; Metazoa; Chordata; Lepidosauria; Squamata; Natricidae. The record is from RefSeq and is a predicted model, not a curated record. The transcript has 9 exons. Gene Ontology annotation, molecular function: protein-containing complex binding. The coding region runs from base 73 to 738 and encodes 221 amino acids. Gene Ontology annotation, biological process: protein transport to vacuole involved in ubiquitin-dependent protein catabolic process via the multivesicular body sorting pathway.
GAGGAAGUAGGGAAGCGGCAGACCCGGCCAGCCGAUCGGCCGAGCAGAGGCGCCGCUCUUCCGGCAGGGAGGAUGUUCCACGGGAUCCCCGCCAACGCCGCGAUCGGAGCCCCCGGGAACAAGCCGGAACUCUACGAGGAAGUCAAGCUGUACAAAAAUGCCCGAGAAAGGGAAAAGUACGACAACAUGGCCGAGCUCUUUGCUGUGGUGAAGACCAUGCAAGCCCUGGAAAAGGCCUACAUCAAGGACUGUGUCAACCCCAAUGAGUACACGGCUGCCUGCUCCCGCCUGCUGGUCCAGUACAAGGCCGCCUUCAAACAGGUGCAGGGACUGGAGAUCAACUCCAUCGACGACUUUUGCCGCAGGUUCCGGCUGGACUGCCCGCUGGCCAUGGAGAGGAUCAAGGAGGACCGGCCCAUCACCAUCAAGGACGACAAGGGCAACCUCAACCGGUGCAUCGCGGACAUCGUGUCGCUCUUUAUCACCGUGAUGGACAAGCUGCGCUUGGAGAUCCGGGCCAUGGAUGAGAUCCAGCCAGACCUGCGGGAGUUGAUGGAGACCAUGAACCGCAUGAGCCAUUUGCCCCCCGACUUUGAGGGCCGGCAGAAAGUGAGCCAAUGGUUGCAGACCCUGAGUGGCAUGUCGGCUUCUGACGAGCUGGACGACUCUCAGGUCCGCCAAAUGCUCUUCGACCUGGAGUCGGCCUACAACGCCUUCAACCGCUUCCUGCACUCGUGAGGCCGACGGGCCCGUCCCUCAAGAGGGGGAGAUGCGACGGGGGCCCUCAGGGCUCCCCUACGCGGACACGCAAAGGUUUCCAAAGGCUGGAGUUCCUUCCUUCCUUCCUCCCUCCGGAGCCAGAAGCCCCGGGCCAGCUCCACAUUUUGUGACCGCACUGCAGAUAUUUUCACUACGGGGGUGGGGGGCAGUGGACCAGCCCCUCCUUUUGCAGCCUCGAAUUGGGGAGCAGUAGCAUAUUUGGGGGUGGGGUGGAGGGGGUGUUACGUGUAUUUAUUUGGGUUUUGCUUUGGCCUCAGAGAGGCAAAAUUUUCGUCGGUCGGAAGCAAAUAAAAUCUUUCUACAAUUCA